Molecule: messenger RNA, 3706 nt
Organism: Oncorhynchus kisutch (coho salmon)
Lineage: Eukaryota; Metazoa; Chordata; Actinopteri; Salmoniformes; Salmonidae
Product: cdc42 effector protein 2-like
Exons: 2
Coding region: 541-1404 (287 amino acids)
Biological process (GO): positive regulation of pseudopodium assembly; positive regulation of actin filament polymerization; Rho protein signal transduction
Cellular component (GO): cytoskeleton; cytoplasm; plasma membrane
Molecular function (GO): small GTPase binding
Source: RefSeq, a predicted model, not a curated record
ACUUUCUUCAUUCACAACCAUCACGUCCCCUCCCUUCUCUUGCGAGGCUCCUCGACUCCAGAAACAGUUCGCAGUAAGAGGUUUACCUGUUCUUAUACUAACGAGAGAAGCUGACGCCUUAACGGUGGACUAUAGACAGCUCCGUGAUUAUUCCUUGUGGAAAUAUAGCUAUUCAUGUACAAGUCCUCCAAUCCUAUCAUUUUGAUGCCACAUUCCCAAAGCAACUGAGCCUCGUCAGAGAAUCAACAGACAUAAAGGCAGCCAAAGGAUUCAUCUUCAGAGAGGCCAAAAGAUAAGGAAGAAGGGAGGCUUUGAAGCUGGAACACCCACCACCCUUACUGAAUAAUGGUGACUUUUUGAGAGUGUGUUGUUCUCCGGUCAAGGCCUACAUGCCACUGUGAUCACAAGGAAGUGGACAAAGUAAGGACAAGGAUAAACAAUAAAAAUCACUUUUGUCCAACUUUUGUCUAUCAUUAAAAGGAGGUGCAAAUCUUAUCACUGAGAGACGAUCCCCUCACACACUGAAUUCUGGGAAACAGAAUGCCAGCCAAGACGCCCAUGUACUUAAAGACUACCACACCAAAGUGGGGGAAGAAGCUCAAGCUGCGAGACGUCUUGUCCAGCGACAUGAUUAGCCCCCCGCUAGGGGACAUGCGCCACAGUGCCCAUGUCGGGCCGGAGGGGGAGGGCGACAUGUUCGGAGACGUGGGCUUUUUGCAGGGCAAGAUGGACAUGUUGCCCUCCCUGAACGGCUUACCACGGUCCCACAGUAUGGAGAGGCAUCUGGAAGAGGCCUACCCCAUGAACGACAAAGGAUCCAACCACUCUUGUAACAACCACCGCAACCCCUACCACCACUCUACCAGCAUGCUGAAGAGCACCAUCUCCAUGCCUGUGUUCAUCGCCCAUGAGCAGGCCCCGCCCAAGCCACCUCGACUUCACCUGGAGGACUCAACCCCCCCGUCCCAGCAGCAACAGUACCAACCUCUGCCAAACAACCAUAACCAAAACCAGCAGAACCAUUACUCUAUUUCUGUGUGUGACCAGGGUGUCGGCUGCUACAUGGACCCCUGCCACAACCUUAGCUACUCUGCCUCCUUCAGGCACAUGGUGCCCUCCUCCGGCUCCUUCUCAGAGGUUUCCUCAGAGGACUCCAUGUCAGAGAGCUGUGGCCCCCUGGACCCUCGGAGGGGGCUGAGCCUGGAUUCAGACGCUGGCCUGAGCAAUGAGGACCUGGGGAGCGAGCGGAGUGAGUCGCCCACCGUGUGCCCUAGGUUCUCUCCCGGCGUCUCCCACUCAGAGUCCCUGAUGGGCUUGGAUCUGGACCUGGGGCCGUCCAUCCUGGAGGACGUGCUGAGGAUCAUGGACCGCUACAAGAGCAUUGAUGACCGCUGUGAGUUGUGAGCAGAGGGAGGAAAGGGGCUUAGACACCGCUGUGCAGAGAGGUGUCUGGGACACUUUUAUUGCCAUCCUCCAUAUAGCCUAAUGAUGAUUGGUCUGGUCCAACAAACAGACAGAGACAGAGGAUAGUGCCAGGACUGACGGACACAAACGCUGGGACUGUGGGACUAUAUAAUAUCCAGACUGGAUACACAGCAGCUUCAGAACAAACCAUUUGUCUUUUGAUAUUCAGAUUCACAAUGGUGGAGAGACAAUCAUUUCUCCCACCCAAAUGCUGUCUACAUUUUCGCAGACUAUCAUUUGAAAUGUUUUUCCGCAUUUCACUAUUGUUAGGGUACAUAAAUCAUACUUCACUAACUCCCUAAGUAAGCUCUGUGGUUUUCUGAUAGGAUGAAACGUAGUUGCCUCAAAAUACAAUUCAUGUGCUUUUGAUAUUCUUACAGGCACAAAUUUUUUAAAGUUCUGUGUGUACCUCUGUGAGGAAUUUGACUGUUUUAUGUCAGUACAACAUUGUCAAGAAUGGAGUAUUCUAUGUAUUAGGUUGCCAUCUAGUGGCAAAUGUAAUGACAUCCAAAAUGCAACCGUUCUAGCAGGGCAAAAACUGAGGUCAAAAUGUUUUUUGUGUGCAUUAGAAUCAAAGUUUGAGAAUUGUGCAGCUUCUUCAAAAUCCUUUAAAUAUAGUGGGAUAACCAGAGAAAGUUCAUAUUUUGUAACAGCGGUGCAAUUUCUGGAAUUGCAUCAAAUCCCUCAGCAUUUUAUUAUAUUGUGUUGAUAUAUUAGUGUAUUUCAAAUGGUUAUGUACUGUAUAUUACUGUAAUGUAUUAAAUCAAUAUGUACAUUAGAUGCUGUACCAUCCCUUUUUUUAUAUAUAGUACCAGUCAAAAUGUACUAAUUCAAGUGUUUUUCUUUAUUUUUACUAUUUUCUACAUAGUAAAAUAAUAGGGAAGACAUCAAAACUAUGAAAUAACACAUAUGGAAUCAUGUAGUAACCAAAAAAGUGUUAAACAAAUCAAAAUAUAUUUUAUAUUCUUCAAAGUAACCACCCGUGGCCUUGAUGACAGCUUUGCACACUCUUGGCAUUCUCUCAACCAGAUUCAUGAGGAAUGCUUUUCCAACAGUCUUGGAGGAGUUCCCACAUAUGCUGAACACUUGUUGGCUGCUUUUCCUUCACUCUGUGGUCCAACUCAUCCCAAACCAUCUCAAUUGGGUUGAGGUCAGGGGAUUGUGGAGAGCAGGUCAUCACUCUCCUUCUUGGUCAAAUAGCCCUUACACAGCCUGGAGGUGUGUUUUGGGUCAUUUUUCCUGUUGAAAAACAAAUUACAGUCCCACAAAGCUCAAAUCAGAUGGGAUGGUGUAUCGCUGCAGAAUGCUGUGGUAGCCAUGCUGGUUAAGUGUGCCUUGAAUUCUAAAUAAAUCACAGACAGUGUCACCAGCAAAGCACCCCCACAUCAUCACACCUCCUCAAUGCUUCACGGUGGGAACCACACAAUUGGGGUCCAGAGUGGCGCAGCAGUCUAAGGCACCCCAUCUCAGUACUAGAGGUGUCACUACAGACCCUGGUUAAAUUCCAGAAGGUAUCACAAGUGGCCGUGACUGGGAGUCCUAUAGGAUGGCACAUAAUUGGCCCAGUGUUGGCUGGAGUAGGCCAUCAUUGUAAAUAGGAAUUUGUUCUUAACUGACUUGCCAAAUAAAAUCAUUGAAAUGCAUUCCAGGUGACUACCUCAUGAAGCUGGUUGAGAGAAUACCAAGAGUGUGCGAAGCUGUCAUCAAGGCAAAGGGUGGCUGCUUUGAAGAAUCUCAAAUAUAUUUUUAUUUGUUUAUCACUUUUUUGGUUACUACAUGAUUCCAUAUGUAUUAGUUCAUAGUUUUGAUGUCUUCACUAUUAUUUGACAAUGUAGAAAAUAGUAAAAAUAAAGAAAAACCCUUGAAUGAGUAGGUGUGUCUGAACUUUUGACUGGUACUGUAUGCAUCUCAACCCUGGGACGGGGACCCAAAGGGGUACACAUUCCCACCCUCAUACACCCAACCCCAAAUGAGAGGCUUGAUGGAUCCCCAGGGCCAGGACCAAGAAACACAGCUCAAAGAAAUAUAAUUCCUUUCUUAAACUGAAAAUAAAGCACCUUAUUAUUUUGUAUAUGAAAUUUCCAUCAACACAUAAUGAAGGGCUGAUCUGCUCCCAUAAUUUGCUAAGUGAUAACAGAACAGGGAAGAUUGUAAUUAUGUAAUGAAACAUUUUGAUUUUGUCUUUGAAAUGUGUGGGCCUUUAUUGUGUUGUCGAUAAAUAAAAGAGUGGAAUCUGUGGAAA